UUAAGGGAGAAGGAGAAGAAACCAAUGCUGGUUUUGAUGAGGUAACUAGUUUGUCAAACUUAAGAGUUUUGAAGGUUUGUAUCUGUGAUGCAGAGUGUAUCCCUAAAUAUGUUGAGUUCAAUCCGAAUUGGGUUGAAUUUGAUAUAUGUAUCGGCACAUACGACAAGAUGGAAGGCUCUGAUCGAUAUGCUCGUAAGUCAAUAUCCUUGAAGCUUGACACCAUCAGUCGCUUGCCGGACUGGUUUUUCAAUACGGUGAUGAAUAGAGCAGAGAGGCUAUGGUGGGAAGGGUGCCGAAGGUUAAUAGACAUAUUUGUGGAAUUUGAGCAUGGGAGAUUACAGGGACUGACGCAUCUCUCUAUAAUUGGUACCGAUAGCCACGAGCUGAUGGAUACAAGAACAUGGGUUCCAAAAAGACCUGUGUUCAAGAAGUUGGAAGAGUUGCAUAUGAUUGGAGUAGAUUGUCAGGAGUCAUGUGUUGAUGAGCUACCACCUGGGUCUCUAUUUAAUUUGAAGGUAUUGAAGGUUCGAUAUUGUUACAAGUGGGGGAAUGUACUUUUACCAUCAACAUUGUUACAGAGACUACCAAAUCUUGAAGAACUAUGUUGUCGUUUCAUGGACGAGAUUGAAUAUGUGUUUGGGUAUGAAGCGUUAUCUGAGCCAAAACAAUCAAAAUUGAGAAGUGUAGAGUUGUGUGGUCUGUACAGAGUAAGAAGCAUAUGGGAUGGACCUGCUCCACUCGCAAUGUUUCAGACUCUUCAAAUUUUGAACAUUAGACAGUGCAACUUGCCGGGAAGUCUCUUCACCUCUGAUAUUGCCCAGUGUCUUUCUCAGUUGACCUACAUUAAUUUACAGAAUUGCCCUUUUUUGGAAAGAAUAGUUGAGGCAGGCAACAAGAAGAUCAUUCUACCAAAAUUGAAGCGGUUAAGUUUGGCGGAACUUCCGAUGUUGUACUCUGAAAGUGCUACCAUUGAUAUUGAGUGUCCUUCAUUGGAAGACUUGGAUGUGUUGGACUGUCCCAAGUUUUCAGCCUCUAUUUAUGACUUCAAGCCAGAGAGAGAAGUCCAACUCAACAGGGUUUCCUCACAGAAGCCUCAUUGCCCUAUUUGGCGGCGAGCCCCUAUAGAGCUGUCAUCAGACUCUUUUUCGACUCGGUUCGAGUCUGAUGUGAGGUCAGGGUCCUCGAUUGACUUGUCCUUGGUCCGAGGUGGAGAUUGCGGUGGCUAUGUGUGAGUUGAGGAAGGAGGAGAUCGUGGCGAUUGUCCGACCUUGGUUCUUUUCUAGCUGGCCUUAGUGGCGGAUUAGCUUGGUGUGGUUGGAUCGGAGGCUGUCUGGUGGUGACGGGUCAUCGACGGGGCUUGGAUCUAAUCAGAAUAGUCUGAUAUAGAUUGGGCUAGAUGAUUCUAAUUUGGGGAAGGGAAUGAUUGGAAAGGGUGGUGCUUCUCCACGACACAACAGGGAUGGCAAAGCGAGGUUGACAGAGGACCGGCGACGGUGGUUGUUCGGCAUAGCGGGUGGUCCGUCGGAGGAGGUGGGACUAGGCCAGGCCAAGCUUGGCUGGCAAGCUGUGAUCUACUUGCGCCCUGGAUUGCUUGGGCUUGGGCCCCCUUUUUGGGCUUUGCCUUGGCUGAUUUUUUUAUUUUUGUUUUUAGAUUUAAUUUGUUUAGUUGGAUAUUGUUGUCUUGCCUUUGGUGUGUAUUAAGUCUUUGCAUGUAUCUUGUAGGGC
Molecule: messenger RNA, 1725 nt
Organism: Rosa chinensis
Lineage: Eukaryota; Viridiplantae; Streptophyta; Magnoliopsida; Rosales; Rosaceae
Exons: 2
Coding region: 168-1232 (354 amino acids)
Source: RefSeq, a predicted model, not a curated record